AUGUUAUUAUUGCAACUUCCUGAAUGUUUUGGGAAUGGAAACCGAACUUCCUUUUGGUUCUCCCCGAAAACAUCCUACAGCCCCGUAGCUACAGGAACUUUUGUGUACAUAGCAUUGACCAUCACCAGUUGGUUUCUAGUAGUUUCGUGGAUUUUGGCCCCCUUCAUCUUUAAUCCUCUGGGCUUUGAUUGGUUAAAAGCUGUGUAUGAUUUUGAUGAUUUUAUGAACUGGAUAUGGUACCGGGGAGGCGUGUUUGCAAAACCUGAACAGAGCUGGGAAAAGUGGUGGUAUGAAGAACAAGAUCAUUUAAGGACAACUGGCAUUUGGGGAAAGGUACUGGAAAUAAUUUUGGACCUCCGAUUUUUCUUUUUCCAGUUUGGAAUUGUGUAUCAGUUGGGCAUUACUGCUGGAAGUAAGAGCAUUGCUGUUUACUUGCUUUCCUGGAUAUACGUGGUCGUGGCUCUUGGAAUUAGCGUACUAUUGGCUUAUGCUCGGGACAAAUAUGCUGCAAAGGAGCACAUAUACUAUCGCUUGGUUCAGUUCCUUGUUAUUAUUCUUGCUGGAAUUGUGAUUGCUGCUUUACUGGAGUUUACGAGUUUCAAAUUUCAGGAUGUCUUCACCAGUUUAUUGGCUUUCAUUCCAACUGGAUGGGGAAUCAUUUUGAUUGCUCAAGUCCUGCGACCCUUCUUGGAGAAAAUGGCACUAUGGGAGACCAUUGUUUCUGUUGCUCGUCUGUAUGACAUUUUGUUUGGAGUUAUUGUUAUGGCACCUGUAGCCCUUCUAUCAUGGUUGCCGGGGCUCCAAAACAUGCAGACAAGGCUUUUAUUCAAUCAAGCAUUUAGCAGGGGUCUGCACAUAUCCCAGAUUGUGGCAGGAAAGAAACCUAAGGCCGAUUUGUGAUAUUAUGAGGUUGACAGUUGAGUCGUGGAUUAGAUAUGCUGCUGAACUUGGAGGCUCUGUUUGUUUUUAUGUUCGUAGAGGUUGGUAUCAUCAUAUUUGCUGAAAUCCGAAGAAGCAGAAGAUUCUGAUAUGUUUGUUUCGUCCUCUAAUUGUUGUAAGUAGCCAGUUGUUUUCACACUGAUAUGAGAUAUUCUUUUUUUGUGUCUGAUGUAUUUAUUCUUAGUAAAAUAGUUUAGUAGCUUACACAUAUACAUAGUGCAAAUUUUGUUAUUUUGGAACUCGGCUAUUCAGAUUGAUUAUUCAUUUGCUUCCAGUGACUGAUUUUUCAGAUUA
Olea europaea var. sylvestris is the source of this 1233-nucleotide messenger RNA. RefSeq names its product callose synthase 12-like. The record is from RefSeq and is a predicted model, not a curated record. Bases 1 to 900 code for a protein of 299 amino acids. Lineage: Eukaryota; Viridiplantae; Streptophyta; Magnoliopsida; Lamiales; Oleaceae. Gene Ontology annotation, molecular function: 1,3-beta-D-glucan synthase activity. The transcript is spliced from 3 exons. Gene Ontology annotation, biological process: (1->3)-beta-D-glucan biosynthetic process. Gene Ontology annotation, cellular component: 1,3-beta-D-glucan synthase complex; plasma membrane.